GCUCGUACGGCUUGCUGCAUCCAAACGUAAUGCAAUCCCUGCCUCAGAAGGUGCCUUCCGCUCAUCAGGACAGGACACGACUUUACGAGUAGCCUGCUAUCCGACCUCUUAUGACAACUCUCUGUGAAUUUUCUCUUUCCUUUUCUUGAAGCGAAUGCUAUGCAGAAUGCAAAUCCUUUUUAGGAGACAAGAAUAUCGACAGUCUACUGUUUAAAAAUUGAUAGACAGGGACCCCAGUUUGUUUCCUCACAGCUUUUGAGUCCGCACCUUGUUACCAGGAAUGGUGGGGGAAGAUGUCUCGGCAAUAAAAGCGCAGAUGGUUGAAAGGACCAACUUCAAUCCCGUCCGGACGGUCGAACGCAGGGUUAAGCAGUAUGAAAGCAAACUCGCAGCUCUGAAUGCCAUUAAUAGCGCGCUCCAAAAGGAAAACGACAAGCUUCGCGAGGAGCUUGCUCGUGCUCAGGACCCUACCACGGAUGCAGAGGAGGAGCUGUUGGAGCUGAAGGAGGAGUUUGCGGAGCGGCUAGGGGCAGCGGAUGCAACCAUACAAGCGCUCAAGGACGAGCGGUCGCGGCUGCAGGCCCAGCUGAGUGCUGCCACUGCGGGCGGGUCGGCAAGUGAAGCUCGGCUGGCUGAGAUGUCCGCCAGCCUGCAGCAGCUGCGGGAGGAGGGGGAGGCGCUGGCCAGGAAGUCGGGGGAACAGGAGGCGGCGCUGAGGAAGGCUCGCGGGGCACUGCGGGAGGUGGAAGCGGAGCGGGACAGGCUCUCGGUGCGAGUCAAGGCGGUGGAAACGCAGCUGCUGGAGGUGCAGGAGAGAGCAGCCGCAGCGGCCGCCACCGCGGCAGCGCAGGCAGAGGAGCUGGAGCGGGAGGUGGGGGCGGUGCGACUGGAGGCCAAGCGGCAGGUGGCGGAGGCGCGCAGGGAGGCGGCGGAGGCGCUGGCAAGGGCGGAGAGCGAGGCGGCCCGUGGCGGUGCCGAGGUGGUUGCUGCCGCCCGCGAGCGCGAGGGCUCCCUGCUGGCCGCCAUUGCGGAGCUGCGGGCGGGGCUGAGCGACACGGAGGGGGCGGCGGCGGAGCGGGAGGAGGCGCUGAGGAGGCAGUGCGGCAGGCUGGAAGACCGGAUCAGGCAGCUGGAGGGUGAGAAGGAGGAGCUGGUCGCCUCCACCACGGACGCCUCCAAGCCGCUGCUCAAGCAGAUAGAGAGCAUGGCAGCGGCAGCCGCAGCGGCCGCAGCAGCCGCAGAGGAGGCGGAGGCCAAGCUGCUGGCGCGCCUGCAGGCGGCGGAGGCGGCCGCGGCGGUGGCGGCGGAUGCGGAGCGAGCGGCGCACAGCC
Molecule: messenger RNA, 1331 nt
Organism: Astrephomene gubernaculifera
Lineage: Eukaryota; Viridiplantae; Chlorophyta; Chlorophyceae; Chlamydomonadales; Astrephomenaceae
Source: the annotation of a GenBank genome assembly